AUGGCCAUAGAGGAUAUAUCCACUCUCCCGUCGCACCGCCCAAUCUCCAUAUCAAGUCUUCACUCUGAACUAUACCCCGAUGCCAAAGUCAUCGAUACCAGCCAGUCAACUCGGCCUAUCAGCCUCACUCAUGUCCAAGAGAUAAAAGAUGAGAACGAGCAACCCCCUGUUUACCGCCUAUACAGGCGUCGCUUCACUGGCCUUCUUGGUUUCAUUCUACUGGGCCUCGUGACCGGUAUGCCUUGGGUAUGGUUUGGCCCCAUAUCGACUGAUACUGCUCAGGCCUUCGACAUUUCCAUCAACCAGGUGAACUGGCUUGGUAACAUCAUGUCCUGUGUCUUCCUCCCCGUCUCCCUCCUCAUUCCUAUUUUCUGCGCGCGCUUCGGCAUUCGCCGCUGUGCGGAAGUCGGUGUAGCGAUGCUCCUUAUAUCAGGCUGGGUGCGCUAUGCGGGCACCAUCGAGUCUUUGUCCCCUCAGAGUGCUUAUACUCUACUCAUCUUCGGCCAGUUGUUCUCGGCAAUAUCUCAACCUAUCUUCCAAGUCCUCGGUCCAAAAUAUUCCGAGAUGUGGUUUGACCUUAAAGGACGAACAACAGCAACAAUGGUGAUCGCCAUCUCCAACCCUGUAGGUGGUGCGAUUAGUCAAUUGCUUAGUCCUCUGGUCGGUACUCCAAGGCAAUCUAUACUGGUCCUAGCGAUCAUAUCUACUGUUGUUGUUCCGGCCAUUUUUCUCAUCGAGAGUGAACCACCAAGCCCACCUACAUAUGCAGGCUCCAAGGCCUCACAAUCACUCUACUCACUCCUAUGUGCGAUGGUCGGACGAGUUCGCCGCGACGACCCUGCUUACAUGACUCCUCACGAACGGCUGGACUUCACUAUCAAUACGCUAAUUUUUGGUGUACUCGCUGGCGCGGCAAACGCACUUAGCAUCCUUUCCGCGCAAUAUUUCGAACCUGAGGGGUACAGCGACAUUAUAGCAGGUCUAUUUGGCGCAACCCUCCUACUUAGUGGGGUUUUAGCCGGUGUCAUCACUGCUCCCCUGUUCGAUCGGGUAUUGACCCACCAUCUGGGCAUAACAAUAAAAAUUCUUGUCCCAAUUGCUGCAGGAGCGUGGUUGAGUCUAAUCUGGGCUGUCAAACCAAAUGACACCGGCGGUAUCUUCGCUAUCAUGGCCAUCAUCGGUAUCUGCUCCCUGAUUAUGCUCCCAGUUGGUCUUGAGUUGGCGGUCGAGGUUACCCGAAAUGCAGACAGCAGUGCCGCCAUUUUGUGGUGUUCUGGAAACGCAUUCGGCAUCAUAUUCAUUCUCGCGGAAGGUGCCCUUCGCGCAUCGGCGACCGCAUCCCCACCAUAUAACAUGCACACAGCUUUGGUGCUGCACGGCGUGAUAGUGAUGGUGGUGGGCUCGAGCGUUGUGUUUGUACGCGCGAAGCAGGUGCGGCGGGAAAUGGAUGUGCGCAUGGCGCAGCAGCUUGAUUCAAACCGGCAUAUGGAGGGGGUGCCGAUGCAUACAUUAGGCACGAGCUUUUCAGGUCAGUCGAUCCAGUCGAUAGACAAGGAGGAGAACGGAUGGAUACAGGAUGGAAAUAAAUCGAUACCAUUGCCUGAUAGAAGAGAUGAUACCAGGGCGGAGGUGAUCGGGACUGUUGUACGAUAA
Suillus fuscotomentosus is the source of this 1653-nucleotide messenger RNA. RefSeq names its product major facilitator superfamily domain-containing protein. NCBI's taxonomy places the organism in Eukaryota, Fungi, Basidiomycota, Agaricomycetes, Boletales, Suillaceae. Gene Ontology annotation, cellular component: membrane. The record is from RefSeq and is a predicted model, not a curated record. The coding region runs from base 1 to 1653 and encodes 550 amino acids. The transcript is spliced from 13 exons. Gene Ontology annotation, biological process: transmembrane transport. Gene Ontology annotation, molecular function: transmembrane transporter activity.